UGUAACACCAAGACAUAACAGCUCGUACCUGCCGUCCGUUAUGCAUCCUGGUUCACUUCAGUCAGCCACACAGUUGGAGCUUGCGACGCCAUGCACCCGCAUCGUUUGCGGCCUCUCCUGACUCCGACGUCAGCCUGCCACAGAGUUGAGCUCGAGCGCCACGCCGUGCAGGGAGGUCGGUAUCGUGCUCAUGCGCAUCGACCGCAAUGCAGUGGGCUUGAGGUUGUUCGGAAGAGGGCGUGGCAGGCAUGUCACAUCUUCUAGACCUUGCAGUGUCGCCAGGAUGGACAUUGUUCAAUCAAUCAUGCUUUAGAGACGACGGACAAAGGAGUCAUCAUGGCCGCAAUCCAGGGUGACCCGUUCCUCAAGCCUGGCACUGCGGUCAACACCAUAUCAUCGUCAAACAACUGGGCCACCAUCCUGGCCAACGAGGGUCUCUCGGUCACGGAAACUACAGAUGCCAACGUAACGGACGUGGGAGGCUCAAAACUCGCCAAUGUCUCUCUGGCUUCCGGAAGCAUUCCGGGGGUGGUCUAUGCGAGCGAAUUGAACUAUGACUACUUCCUCGAGACAUACCCCGAGUCCAUCGCUGGUCAGCAAUGGAAUGCCGCAUGGGCAGGUGACUCAGGUGGAUCGGGUGUGUUGCUCCUAAGAGCUCCAGUAAAUCCAGCAACCGGGCCGACGCUACGAGCAGUCUUGCAGACGUUUAAGGUGGAUCUUAGCAGUGGCAGCAAGAUCGCCCACCUCGUAAACGCAAUCGACACGUCGAAUGCUUUGACAAUCGUAGUGUCCGCGCCCAAAGCAGCGGUCUCUGAUGCAGCCCCGACUUCGGGUCUCUGGUGCGUCGUCGAUGUAGACACGUAUCAGAUCACCCAGCGCGUUGCUUUUGACUUCCAAUCGAGCAUAAUACAGAGCUUGGUAAGCUGGAUCGAAAAGGAGCUAACUAUCACGGUGAACCCUUCUGCUCUUGCUCAAGCCAAACCACAGGUGAUCGCCACAACGUCUACUGGAUACCAGAUCAAUGCCCAACGGGGAUUGGGUCAACAGACAUCGACUCCACAGAUCUCGUUCACGUUCACGAUGGGCCAGUUCCAGCUCUACCUGGACCUUACAGCGCAGACAUUAUCCGUGACCCUCACACCAACGACUGGUAUGAGUGUCAUAUCCAUGGUCACCAGUGCAUUUGCUUCAGCGCCGGAUGCUCCCACCUCAUCCAUGCCAGAUGACACCCAAACAAACGAUCCCUUUGUAGCUUUCUUUGGGAAUUCGUUCUAUCCGUGGUAUCUUCAACUUAGUCGAGACACCGACAAUAGAACGGCAUCCAUCGACUGGGCGGUCGGGGUCCUUAUCGUUAAGCAAACAACGGGCGGACCGCUUAUCAUCGGGUUGACCUACGACUCGGCCUCCAAAACCUUCUUUGGGCAAUUGAUAACACACGAUUACCUCUACAACCCCGUCAAUCUCCGAUCUCCUUUGUACGAUGCCCGAUAUAACGUCAUGAAUACCAUCAUCUUGGCCCUCGGCACUCACGACUUGAGCGCGAUCAAGGACGGUAUCGAUCUUUGGGCGCUUGUUUCACCGCAAAGCAUACCACCCAAAGAAAUCCCGCAUUUUCUUACAGACUGCGAAGUGAGCCUGACGAAAUUCGGUGAUGGAACGACUGAGCAGCCGAAAACGAGCAUGUUCAGCUUUGCUGCUGCCCUAAGUCUUGAUGGCGAUGAGAGAUACGGAAGCAGUGUUCCUACUGGAUUCUCAUGGACCACAGCCAGCGUCAACGUUGUGCUGCAGAGCGUUGCCAACCAAGACACGCUCUACUCCAUCAACGUUUCAUCUUCCUUCGAAUUCAAGGCAACUUCUGGUGGUGAAGCAGCCACUGCACUCAUCACCGUGCUUUACAACAACUUCAGUGGCCCUUCUACUUGGCUAUUAACGUCAUCCAUCAACGAUCUGUCUGUCGGCUUGCUGAGCGAUUUCUUUGACCCUACGGUGCGUGGCGGAGCCAUGGCAAUACUAGACAAGCUUACUCUCCGUUCCCUUAACAUCGUCUACGCCUAUUCCAGCGGCGUCGCGAGCUCUUUCUUCAUGUUCGGCGUGCUGCUGUUGGGGGAACUGGAGCUGGACCUCCUCUUCCAAUACGUGGGCACGGAGUCUAAAGACAAAGAAGCUACCGCCUACGACACAGUUAUGGGAUCUAAGGAUGGGAAAGGCAGCCUUCCGCCUGCAGCGCAGGGUAGCAGCAACAUUCCCGAGAACAGCGCUAGCAAACGGCUUCCGAGUGGUACCAAAUACUUUCUGUUUGAGGCCAAGCUCCGCACAACAUCCACCGCAUCGACCAUUGGGUCAGUCCUGGAGAGCAUCGUGCCAGGUUCUAGCACUGCUCUGCCACAAUUUGUCUCCGGUAUACCCAUUGAUCCCACUGGCAGCGGUCAUGACCUUGCCGACCUUGUGUUCAAGCACGAUUCCGAGACAGGGUCCACGCUGUGUGUUUCAGUCAACAUUGCUGGGUUUGAGUUUGACUUCGUGCAGUUCAAGACCAUCGCUAGUCCCGACAACAAGACUCCCGCCAGUAUCAAGAGGCUCCUCCGCUUCACAUGCGACAAGAUUCCCAUGAUGAACGAUGUGCCGCUUAUUAAGCAACUGCCUCAGCCAUUUGACAGCUUUCAAUACCUCUGGGUGAGCGACGAUCAGACGGUACUCGCUAAGCAGGGCAUUACCAAGGCGGAUCUUGCCAACUUGCCUUCUCCUCCUGUCCCACCCAUACAGUACAAGAAAGCGAAGAAGGACGAUGACAAUCCCGAAGACGUAGUCUUGGCCGUUGGGCAUCAUUUCGUUGUAAUCGUAAGCGGUAAAGUAGUCUUGGAUCACGUGUUUGGGAGUGCCGCUGCCGCACCGCCGAUGCCAACGGAAGUGGAUUUAACAUCCACAAAUGUUGUCACUAACAGCUCAGAGGUCGCGCCAUCAACCGAGGGGAACCCGACAAAGGGCGACGUCCAGCUGAAGGCUGGACCUCUAAGUGUGUCAGCGAUUAGUUUCCAAGUGAAGACUGGUCAUCUUUUGAUUAGUCUGGACGCCUCGCUCAACUUGGGCGCCAUUUCAAUGUCAGUCGUUGGCUUCACCAUCGACGUUGACCUCAACAAGAUCAAGUUGAACGACCUGAGUUCGCUCACAGCAGCAGCGGUCGGAGACACCAUCGAGAAGGUUCACAUCAGCCUGCACGGCCUGGCCGUCGGCUUAGAGCGUGGUCCGAUCACACUCAAUGGUGUCUUCGAGCACGAAGGAGACGCUGCCGUGGAAGUGUACCGUGGUGGAGUGGCCGUGGGAUUUAAAUCCUGGCAGAUUCUGGCCGUGGGAGAGUACAAGAUCAUCAAGCAGCCGACAGCCUAUCGUGCUGUAUUCGUCUACGGCAAGCUCGACGGUCCUUUAGUUGAGCUUGAGUUCGCCACCAUCUCGGGCGUCCGGCUUGGGUUUGGGUACAACUACAUGAUUCGUAUGCCUACCGUGAACGAACUAUACAGCUUCCCUUUCAUCAGCGACACUGGGCUUAGUGGAGCUGGCAACGACCCGAUGGUUGUUCUCAACGCCAUCACUGCAGGACCGUCACCUUUCGUGUCCGCCAGCGAAGGAUCAAUGUGGUUCUGCGCUGGUAUGACCAUUACUGCCUUUGAUCUGGUGACAUUGACCGCAGUGCUCAUGCUAGAGAUCACGACGAGCGCCGACAGCACAAGCACCGCCGCGGCCUCAGAGGGAGUGGUCAUGGCACUGCUUGCCGACGGUAUCUUCCAGAUGGAGCCAUUGGCGCCACCGGAAGCGACGCUCUUUUACAUCGAGAUCGUCCUCAAAGUCGAGUUAAACUUCGCCCAAGGAUAUAUUGCCGCUGAUGCUGCGCUGGCUCCGGCUUCUCAUGUCUACGUACCCCAGGCUCACCUGACCGGCGCCGCAAGCUUUUACUCUUGGUUCGGCAGCAACCCGUACGCUGGUGAUUGGGUUGUCAGCGUUGGUGGAUACGCCCGAUCAUAUACUCCGCCGCCUCAUUAUCCCGUCCCGGACCGUAUUCAGCUCAGCUUCGUCGUUGGCGACAACAUCCAAAUCAUCGGUACCGGUUACGUUGCCGUGACUCCACGGUGCGCCAUGGCCGGAGGCACGUUGCAUCUUUCUCUUGGUGUGGGACCUGUCUCUGCGUACGCCGACGUUGUGAUGGACGCCUUUAUCAACUUCAAGCCUUUUCAUUUCCACGCCUCGAUCAGUUUAAGCGUGGGCAUCGAAUGCGAGAUUGAUAUUCUCUUCAUUCACAUCCAUGUCUCCGUCCACGUCGGCGCUGAUCUGGUGCUCUGGGGACCGAAUGAGUUUGGAGGCACGGCACACGUGGAUUUCUGGUUCUUUGGAUUUGACAUCGCUUUUGGCGGAGGCGAGACCCAAGCUACGGACCCUGUUUCGCUGAUCGACUUUCUCGGGCUUCUGCAAACGGGUGGUCCACAAUCCGCACCGAGAAGCACAGAUGCCAUCUCGGGAAGCCCCAACGACGACAAUAUUGCACUGCACAAAUGGACGGUAGAGGCUGGCCUCAUCCCAGCUGAGGCCCCUGCUGCUGCUGCCGAUAAUUCGUUUCCCAAUACCGGCACUACGUACGUUUGGGACGUUGAUCCAGCCAGUUUGGUCAUGCGGGUAGACGUGAACUUUGCACUGACAGAAGCACGGUUCGCAACAAGUCUGGACGGGUCGUCAUCUGACCUGAUCGCUGUCGUGGACAAGACUGUUUCCGGGGUUUAUGCGAUGCCGAUGCAUUCGCAGCAGCCUGCUGAUUCUGUUCUCACCAUCACCAUCGCCAAAGACAACAUAAUCCAGAAGGAUUGGCGUGCCGAGUUGGUGUUCAAACCCGGGCCUCCAGCCCUAUGGUCACACACCGCCUGGACGUCUGCCGAUGACCCUUUGUGGGCUGCUGUAUCCGGUGGCCCACAACCAGCAGCUGUCCGUGACGGCAAUCUUCCGGCCUCCCUUGCAUUGGCGCUGGGCGUGAGACUGUACGCACCUGAACCAAUGCGGGCGCGGAGCAAGAUUGUUCGAUUCGAUGUAUCGUCCGCGAAUGUGGCCGUUCUGCACGCUACGAAGGAUGUAGCUCUUGAAGUGGACGAUCUGGCGUUGGCUGCAGCCCUUUUCGAACCAACCGAGACGAGACUAGAGACGCGCUGGAUUGAUUUCGGCAACGCUUUGGCUGCAGUACAGAAUGACACUCGCUUGAAUCUUGCGCAGAUCAGGGGAGCGUUGGCGAGUCAGAUCAGUGAUACUCUUGAAUGGGAUAUACGACCAGUCGGUGCAAGUGUGGACGAUCCAGAUGCCCUCGAUGCUCAGUGGAUACUUUUGGGACUCAGCCCGGCACGUUUAGCAGCAGACCUGGGCAGGCAGUGGCCAGAAUUGCCUUUUGUUGCAGUCACCGCUUAACAAACAAGAGAAUCGAUGAACCUGGUAUAGCUACGUAUUCAGUACAGUCACGGACUUCGUGCUGGCGCACAGUUCCGCAACAUUCGCCUCUCGCCCAAGGCUCAAAGCAGCUUGCCGAUAUGCGGCCCUCGAAAUGCGGCGCCCACCACACAUGCACAAACAAUUGCGCUUACCCAAGCAAUUGUUGCAUAUUGUGUCAGCCCGACGUCCAAUGUCCACUCAUUGGCGGUGAAAUUAUCUUCGCCUGGUAUCGCUGCGCCUGCGAUGAGCGCC
Baudoinia panamericana UAMH 10762 is the source of this 5709-nucleotide messenger RNA. RefSeq lists its product as uncharacterized. Bases 337 to 5436 code for a protein of 1699 amino acids. The transcript has 2 exons. NCBI's taxonomy places the organism in Eukaryota, Fungi, Ascomycota, Dothideomycetes, Mycosphaerellales, Teratosphaeriaceae. The record is from RefSeq and is a predicted model, not a curated record.